AUGAAAGACACCAAAGAACACACCAAAGAAGAGGAGAUCUUCACACUACGUAAGAUUGGGCAAGGCUUUUGCGGCACAGUCUGGGCUGCACCAAGAGGGCCCGCACUCAAGAGGGAAGAUGGUGGGCCUGCCCGAUCUUUGAGAAAUGACUUUGAGAUGCACCAACGAGUGCUUCAAAGCUUUCAAGAACCAAUCCUAUUACGCCCUCGAAUCCAAAUCCCAGCCUGCUAUGAUUUCAUCAAGUCAAGCGAUCACACAUGGUGGUCAGAGAACCAGCGAAGAUUCCCACCAGGGUAUACGCCAUGCAAUGUCAUUCUCUCUCAACGCAUCCCGCCCUUUCCUGAAACCACCAGACGACUGCUCAUUGGCAGCUACUGCCCCCAAAAAAUAAAAUCACAAAUACUCAACAGCGAGCCUGACAAGGACUGCCUCAUCAGGCCAUACCUCGGCCGAAGACGCACACAAAGGGAUAAUAGUACAUCGCGUUUCACCGCAUUUUCUCUGCGGAAUUUCCCACUUCAUCUGGAUCAAAUGGAGUUACUCGGAAUUACCCCCAGAGAAAUAAAUCAGUACGCAGAGGUGAUGGCCGAAACUCUCGCGACGAUGCACUGGGUCGGCGAAAUUGAUGGAAGGGACAUCGAGUUUGUUCUUGCGCCUUCGAGCGAGAAUGGCUUCAAAAUGAACACCACUGUCUUUGGAGAGCAUUCAAUAUGGGUGCUAGACUUUGAUUGUUGCAGGAGUAUGGAAAUGAGCGAAGAUGGAGUGGCGCAAGCUGUCAAUGCAUUUUGGCGCCAUGAUCCCUACUAUCCCCGGCCUGGAAAGGAUCCUUUACUCCGGGGUGCGUUUCGAGAACGCUACAUCCAGGCCAGUGAGGGCUUGCGGCAAUGA
Penicillium brevicompactum is the source of this 888-nucleotide messenger RNA. Its product is annotated as zinc finger protein. The record is from RefSeq and is a predicted model, not a curated record. Lineage: Eukaryota; Fungi; Ascomycota; Eurotiomycetes; Eurotiales; Aspergillaceae. The coding region runs from base 1 to 888 and encodes 295 amino acids. The transcript has a single exon.